AUGUCGGACCCAUCCACGUCUGCAGUUGGAGCAAACCAGCAGCAGGCUGUCUCAGGACCCGUUCGACCGGACAUGGUCGCCUCCGCCAUCACCUUCCUCUCUGAUCCCAAGGUGCAGUCGUCGACCAUGUCGCAGAGGGUGAGCUUUCUGGAAUCCAAAGGUCUGCGACCCAACGAGAUCGAUGAAGCUAUCCGUCAGGCCAACCAAUCUCAAGCGACCGGCUCUACCGGAUAUGCUUCGUAUGCAGCUGGACCACCUGCGCCUUACUAUGGAGGGGCGCCUUACGGUGCUUACCCCGCUGGUGCUUCUCAACACCAAGGACGCGAUUGGCGAGAUUGGUUCAUUAUGGCGGUUGUGUCGGGUACGAUUGGCUACGGCGUGAUUUCACUGGCGAAGAAAUACCUCAUGCCGCACCUGCAGCCGCCCAAUGCGAACGUACUCGAGGCUGACUUGGACUCGCUCACGGCAAAGUACGAUGAAGUAGCGAGCCAGUUGCAGGCUUUGGAUGCGCAGACUAUCGCAGUCAAACAAGGACUCGAAGAGCAAAAAGCCGAGGUGGAGAAGAGCAUCAAGGAAGUCGAGCACUGCGUCAAGAGCGUACGAGAGAACGAGAAGCGUAGGGAUGGAGAAUUGGACCGAAUCAAGGACGAUGUCGAAGGGAUCCGAAAAGAGCUCGCAAGUCUGUUUGAAAAAUCCAAGCAAGCACAGACGAAUUCGCUUUCGGAGCUGCAGUCGGAGCUCAAGUCGCUCAAAUCGCUGCUGGUCUCGAGGGGCACCGUUGGCGGGCAAGGUGGAGCGAUGCAUGGCGCAGGUGCAUCGAUUCCUCCGCGUCCGUACGGUGUAGGCUAUGGUGCUGGCUCGUACGGUUCGCCGACGAUUGGCACGCCAACAGGAGAUGCAAGCCCACCGCACCUCCCCAAGCCUACGAUUCCGGCAUGGCAACUCGCAGGCGCCGGAUCGACCAACAGUGGCGCAGCUACCCCCACUUCGACGGUGACCAAGGAAGCCGAGGGUACCAGCAGGGCCACUGAGUCGACGCCCGCCGAUCCUGCGGAGGAAAUGUCAAAGAGCGAGGGAAAGAGCAAGGAGGCGAGCGAUUGA
Messenger RNA from Mycosarcoma maydis (corn smut), 1101 nucleotides. RefSeq lists its product as uncharacterized. Gene Ontology annotation, cellular component: peroxisomal importomer complex; peroxisomal membrane. NCBI's taxonomy places the organism in Eukaryota, Fungi, Basidiomycota, Ustilaginomycetes, Ustilaginales. Gene Ontology annotation, biological process: protein import into peroxisome matrix, docking. The transcript has a single exon. Bases 1 to 1101 code for a protein of 366 amino acids. The record is from RefSeq and is a predicted model, not a curated record. Gene Ontology annotation, molecular function: signaling receptor binding.